UUACUUAUCAAGGAAUAUUAUUUAUUAUUAGGUUCAAUAGAGGUAUUAGCAUUUAACAAUUUAAAAGCAAUAAACUUACAUUCAAGGUUUGUUUUUAGAAAUAGAUAUAAAACCUAACCUCGUUGCCGACAUUUAAAAUAAAAAUAGCUUCGGAUAUAUUUCUACAAUGGUGCUAAAUAAUAAUAAAUUUCGUUUUGCUAUUGACCGCGGAGGCACCUUCACGGAUGUCUUUGCCAAAUGCCCCAAUGGUAAAAUUCGUGUUUUGAAAUUGUUGUCCGAAGAUCCUCAACAUUAUAACGACGCUCCAACUGAAGGAAUCCGUCGAAUUUUGCAGGAGGAAACUGGAAAAGCUUUAGAUGAGCAUGGAAAUGUAGACAGUUCCCUGAUAGACUGGAUCCGUAUGGGCACAACUGUUGCGACUAAUGCCCUACUCGAAAGAAAAGGAGAAAAUAUGGCUUUUGUGAUAAACAAGGGAUUUAAAGAUAUUCUCCUGAUUGGCAAUCAAGCUAGACCAAAAAUUUUUGAGUUGAAUAUAAGACGGCCUGAUAUUUUAUAUUCUGAAGUAGUAGAAAUCGACUGUAGAAUAAUACCGAUGCUAGAAGAUAAAUGUGAAUUAGGGUCACAGACAGCUAAUUGGAGAAAGAUUAGAGGUAGAACUGGCGAAUCGUUCUAUGUCACCAAGGAACUAGAUAAGAAAGAAGUAAGGGAGAGCCUUUUGAAAAUUAAAGAGAAAGGCAUUGAGAGCAUUUCCGUAGCGUUGGCUCAUAGCUAUACCUUCUAUGAACACGAAAACGAAGUUGGUGAUAUUGCUAGAGAAAUAGGUUUUAAACACAUUUCCCUUUCCCAUGAAGUUAUUCCUAUGGUUCGCAUAGUACCAAGAGGUUUCACUUCAUGCGCAGAUGCUUAUCUGACGCCCCAUGUCAAAAGGUAUGUUCAAGGAUUUUCUAAAGGGUUCAAGAAUAACCUGGAAGGCACCAGAGUCUUGUUUAUGCAAAGUGAUGGCGGUUUAACACCGAUGCACAGCUUCAACGGUGUUAGAGCCAUUUUGUCAGGUCCUGCAGGUGGGGUAGUGGGCUAUGCGGUGACAACGUGGCAAAAGGAGACCGAUUUGCCCGUAAUUGGGUUUGACAUGGGUGGCACUUCCACGGACGUUUCCCGUUUUGCCGGAAAUUAUGAACACGUUUACGAAAGUACCACUGCUGGAGUUACCAUUCAGGCCCCUCAGCUAGACGUCAAUACCGUGGCGGCUGGAGGGGGAUCUAUGUUAUUUUUCCGAUCCGGCCUGUUCGUGGUCGGUCCGGAGUCCGCAGGGGCUCAUCCUGGGCCGGUCUGUUACAAAAAAGGGGGUCCCUUGACGGUGACUGAUGCCAAUUUGGCUUUGGGACGGUUGCUGCCGGAAUACUUCCCCAAUAUAUUUGGACCGAACGAGGAUUCUCCUCUAGAUAAAGUAGAAACUAUUAAUAAAUUCCAGGAACUUGCUGAGGAAAUCAAUAAUUUUUUGCGCAGUCAAGUUGAGAAAAGGAGCGUCAUGUCCAUAGAGGAGGUGGCCAUGGGUUUCGUGAGGGUCGCCAACGAGGCUAUGUGUCGCCCAAUCAGGGCGCUAACUCAGGCCAAAGGUUACGACACGGCCAGACACGCAUUAGCGUGCUUCGGGGGCGCCGGGGGGCAGCACGCCUGUGCCAUAGCCAGGUCCCUGGGGAUGACCACGGUGUUCGUGCACAAGUACGCGGGUAUACUAUCUGCUUAUGGCAUGGCCCUAGCAGACGUGGUUCAAGAAUCCCAGGAACCUAGCGCAAAAACCUAUUCGGAGGAACACUUCAGUUAUUUCGAUGAGCGCUUGGACUUUUUGGAAGAACAAUGCAAGGCAGAAUUAAGAAGACAAGGUUUUUCCGACGACCAUAUUGUCUUGGAACCCUACUUACACAUGAGAUAUGACGGUACUGAUUGCGCACUGAUGUGCAGCCCUUCAAAGACUGUAUCCGAGGGUACAAAGCAUGGAGAUUUUAUGAAAACCUUCGUUGGAAGAUAUAAGUCUGAAUUCGGGUUUAUAAUUCAGAAGAGAAAUGUAAUUGUGGACGAUAUAAGAGUGAGGGGCAUCGGAAAGAGCGAUCUAGAAGAGGAGAGUUUUAUUCCUUCAUCAGAAUCACUCCCUGGGGCUGUUUCCACCACUGAAGUGUUCUUUGAAGAUGGUUAUAGACCCACAAACGUUUUCCUUCUUAAGGAUUUGAAUGCUGGUCAAACUAUAGUUGGACCAGCUAUCAUCAUGGAUGCGUUGAGCACUAUUUUGGUGGAGCCCGAUUGUAAAGCCUUCAUAACAUCAAGAGGAGAUAUUAAGAUUACCAUUGGCAGUGGGAAAGUGAAAGAGAUUGGCCCUGAACUAGAUUCCAUACAGCUGAGUAUCUUCAGUCACAGGUUCAUGAGUAUUGCAGAGCAAAUGGGAAGGAUUCUCCAGAGGACGUCCAUAUCAACGAACAUCAAAGAGCGUCUGGAUUUCUCGUGCGCCUUGUUCGGCGCUGACGGUGGUCUGGUCUCCAACGCGCCGCACAUUCCGGUGCACUUGGGCGCCAUGCAGGAGGCCGUGCAGUAUCAAAUGAAAGCCAGGAAGCGUUUCAAGGAAGGAGAUGUGAUCCUGACCAACCAUCCCGGAGCCGGCGGGUCACAUUUGCCCGAUUUCACAGUCAUAACGCCCGUUUUUUACAAGGGAAGCAGCGAACCCGUCUUCUUCGUAGCAAGUAGGGGUCAUCAUGCCGACAUUGGCGGCAUAACACCGGGUUCGAUGCCUCCGCAUUCUACGAGUCUAAAUCAAGAAGGCGCGGCUUUUAAGUCUUUCCUGUUGGUAGUGGAAGGAAAGUUUCAGGAAGAGGCGUUUACGGAGGUCAUAAAAAAGGCCGGCGGAAGGAAUCUAAGCGACAAUAUUUCCGAUUUACGAGCGCAGGUGGCGGCAAACAAAAAGGGUAUCGACCUGGUCUGCGAACUCAUCGAUCACUACGGUCUAGAAGUGGUGCAGGCAUAUAUGGGGCACAUCCAGAGCAACGCUGAAAUCGCGGUGAGGGAUAUGCUUAGAAAGGUAGCGAAGGACGCUAUGGAAAGGACAGGAAAGUCAGUUUUGGGAGGAGUGGAGUAUAUGGAUGACGGAUCACCUAUCAGUCUGAAGAUUACUUUGAAUGAAAGGGAGGGCUCUGCUUACUGCGAUUUUAGCGGCAGUGGACCGGAAGUCUGGGGCAACUGCAAUGCACCCAAAGCCAUAACUUUGUCGGCGCUAAUUUAUUGCUUGCGAUGCAUGGUCGGCCACGACGUCCCUCUCAACCAGGGUUGUCUGGCUCCAGUGCAAAUUAAUAUUCCCAAGGGAUCAAUCCUGGACCCUAGCGACAACGCUGCAGUGGUCGGUGGGAACGUCUUGACGUCGCAGCGCGUCGUGGACGUCGUGCUCAAGGCCUUCCGGGUGUGCGCGGCCUCUCAGGGGUGCAUGAACAACAUCACAUUCGGCAACGAGUCCUGGGGCUGCUACGAGACUGUCGCCGGAGGUAGUGGAGCGGGUCCUUCUUGGCAUGGCUGUUCCGGUGUACACACUCACAUGACGAACACCAGGAUCACCGACGUCGAAAUUGUAGAACGGCGAUAUCCGGUGUACGUUCGAAAAUUUACGCUUCGCCCUUUCUCCGGGGGCGACGGCAGAUUUAAGGGAGGUGAUGGGGUGGUGCGGGAGUUGAUGUUUCGCUCCCCUCUCACACUCUCCGUGCUCACUGAAAGGAGAGUUCUGCAGCCGUACGGAAUGGAAGGAGGCUUCCCAGGUGCUAGAGGUCUCAAUCUUCUAGUCAGGGCCGACGGCAGGACUAUCAAUCUUGGACCGAAAACUGCAGUGCCUGUUUUGCCAGGG
Anoplophora glabripennis (Asian longhorned beetle) is the source of this 3877-nucleotide messenger RNA. Its product is annotated as 5-oxoprolinase. The annotation marks the transcript as partial. Gene Ontology annotation, molecular function: 5-oxoprolinase (ATP-hydrolyzing) activity. NCBI's taxonomy places the organism in Eukaryota, Metazoa, Arthropoda, Insecta, Coleoptera, Cerambycidae. Gene Ontology annotation, biological process: glutathione metabolic process. Gene Ontology annotation, cellular component: cytosol. The transcript has 16 exons. The record is from RefSeq and is a predicted model, not a curated record.